AUGCUGAGAUUGCAAGUUCUCGUCCUCAGAUCGAAUAAGUUCAAGGGGACCAUACUCUGCCCAGAGAAUCAUUCAGUUUGGCCACAACUUCAUAUUUUGGACCUUGCUUCUAAUCACUUCAGCGGCAGGCUCAGUGAUCAAACAUUUCUCAAGUUUAAAUCGAUGAUCGUUCAAUCAAUAGACCAAGGGCCAAGCCUUGAUCAAUUGCUUUAUUACUCCCCGAAUACUGAUGAUUACUAUGAAGAUGCAGAGGAGCUCACUUUCAAAGGUUAUACUUAUUUCUCGGAUAAUGCUUUCCAUGGUGAGCUACCAAAAGAGUUGGGAAAUCUAAAUGCUCUUAUCGUACUCAACUUUUCUCACAACUCCCUCUCAGGCAAUAUUCCAUCAUCAUUUGGGAAUUUGAGUCUUAUAGAAUCACUUGAUCUCUCUUGUAACUAUCUCAGUGGCAAGAUACCUCCACAAUUUGCAAACUUGAACUUCCUCGAGUACUUAACUUAUCUUAUAAUAAGCUUUCGGGAAAGAUCCCAACAGGAACUCAACUUCAGUCAUUCAGAAGGCAACCAAGGACUGUACGGUCCACCAUUGACACCCGUUCGUGGAAGACAAACUGAUCCAUCGAUUCCUUCACAAGGAUCAGAUUGGAGUUCAAAGAGCUGGUUAGAAUGGAUGAUCAGGGGUGCUGGAGUUGGGUUUCCAAUGGGAAUCAGCAUAGUCAUAUUACCUCUACUCUACAUCAAGAGGUGGAGGGAAUGGUACUAUAAACAUCUUAAUAUAGUGGUCACAAAGAUCCUGCGUAAGAAAGAUAACACGAGGGGAGAAGAAAGCAACGGAGGCAGAGACAGUAAACCCAAAACAAAACUGAAGGAUCCUACAUAA
Molecule: messenger RNA, 876 nt
Organism: Amaranthus tricolor (Joseph's coat)
Lineage: Eukaryota; Viridiplantae; Streptophyta; Magnoliopsida; Caryophyllales; Amaranthaceae
Product: receptor-like protein 19
Exons: 1
Coding region: 1-876 (291 amino acids)
Molecular function (GO): protein binding
Source: RefSeq, a predicted model, not a curated record